Molecule: messenger RNA, 2078 nt
Organism: Hippocampus zosterae (dwarf seahorse)
Lineage: Eukaryota; Metazoa; Chordata; Actinopteri; Syngnathiformes; Syngnathidae
Product: ovarian cancer G-protein coupled receptor 1-like
Exons: 7
Coding region: 419-1516 (365 amino acids)
Biological process (GO): G protein-coupled receptor signaling pathway; cellular response to pH
Cellular component (GO): membrane
Molecular function (GO): G protein-coupled receptor activity
Source: RefSeq, a predicted model, not a curated record
GGCUUCCUUCCACCAUCAGGCCAAGGGACGGGUCCUGAAUGUUGUUUGUGCCUAUGCACCAAACAGCAGUACCCACCCUAUUUGGACUCCUUGAAAGUUGUGACCCUCCUUUUUUCGAGUAAUCUGCUCCUUGUGGUUGAUACACACGCACGGGCACAAAACAUUUAUAUUUGGAGUGUAGGCGCGAGCGCGCCUCAGAAGGAGCGCGCAAGCACAAUUGAGUCAGCCAGAAGAGCGCAGACAGGCAGACCUUGAGCUCAUUUCUACGCAGUCUUCACAUCGAGUGGCAGCCAGGAACUUAAGCAACCUUGUCCAAGAAGAAAACAGAAAAAAGAAUAUUUAUUUUGUGUGUGUGGGUGUAAAAAGGUGAACCCUCUGGAGAAGUUCAUCUAAAAAGAGAAGGCUGUGCCGGUUCAUUAUGCUUGAGGAGGGCAUUAUGAACUGCACCGUCAGCCAUGAAAUCCACCAGUACCUCUUCUGCUUUGUGUAUAUCUUCGUACUACUGGUGGGUGUUCCCUCCAACCUGUACGCUCUGUACCAUGCAGCACUGCAGCUAAAGCAAAAGAAUGAGCUGGGGGUUUAUUUGAUAAACCUCACCGUGUCUGAUCUAUUAUACCUGGCAUCAUUACCACUGUGGCUCCAAUACUUUUUUCAGGAUGACGAUUGGCGUCACAGGGAAUGGCUGUGUCAGUUGUGUGGCUUUCUUCUUUAUGAGAACAUCUACAUCAGCAUUGGCUUCCUAUGCUGUAUAAGUCUGGAUCGUUACCUGGCUGUCGUUCACCCUUUGAGGUUCACCUCCCUGCGCUCUAUAAGUGCAGCUUGUCUUUUCAGUGCCAUCAUCUGGCUGAAGGAAGUUGCGGUGGGCGUGGUUUUCUUCCGUCAUAAAGAGCUGAGCAAAAAUCCCAACAACCAAUCGGUGUGCUUUGAGCACUACCCCAUGCGGCCUUGGGAGUAUCCAAUCAACUACUACCGCGUCACUAUUGGGUUCAUGUUCCCGUUGGCCAUCCUGCUGAUCAGCUACCUGUGCGUGCUUCGUGCUGUGGGCCAAAGUGCAGGCACGCAGCCAGAUCAGAAGACCCGAAUCCGACAGUUAGUUAGCAGUACCAUCCUCAUCUUCCUCAUCUGUUUUUCCCCUUACCACGUCUUUCUGUUAGUUCGCACAGUUCUGGAGCGGGAUUGCAACUUUAUUACAGGGAUAUUCAACUAUUACCACCUAGCGCUGUUGUUGACCUCUUUGAACUGUGUGGCUGAUCCCGCUCUCUACUGUUUUGUCAGCGAAAGUGCUCGCCGAGGUUUUUCCCUGGCUAUUUUUCGACCCGCGACAAGAUUUCUCUGCUGCUGCCUUGGCAACUGCAGUGCCAAUCCCAACAUCUCGGCCACAGAUUCCCACGAUGUUCCGACUGACGAGAACGACGGCCACAGGGCUGUGAUUCUGCUCGAUCACGUCGGCAAGAACCGCAGGAAUACGAUUCUAAUCACUGUGGAUGAUCAAAAAAUUAUUAUACCAUUAACUUAACAAAAUAGCAAUCGUGGAAAGACUGGGAUGGAGGAGAACCAGAAGAACGAAAGGAUAUCAGGACCCUGCGAUUUGAAUGGACUAGACGAAUCCAAAGAACGAGUCCGGGGGUGCCAACCUUCAGAUGUCAUACGGAUGCCGCAUGGGAGUGACCACUGCUGAUGCUGCUCUGUUCCAUUUUCAGAAGAGUGGAGGCCUUGAAGUCACAGUAGCUCCAAACCCCCCUCAAAUAAUUUGACAGAGCUCCAGACACAGUACUCACCAUAUUUUAUUUCUUUACCUUUUCAGGCGGUUACUACAGUGGAAAUAUUAUCAGAUAUAAAGUUAUUAUUUGUGCAUGAAAGGGUUAAAAUACUCCUUCCACUUGAGCAAAGUGGCAGGCACACCAAGAGACCUUCUGUUUGCAGUUCCUGUCUUACAGCAGUGCAGUGGUUCUCAACUGUUGUCAUCUUGGGACCUCCAUCUUCCUAUUGCUGCAAAGUCGCAUCCCAUUUUAGAGACGUUUUGAUCAAUAAAGAAUGUAUUUUCUUUGUUGAAAAGAACGCCACUCAAAAAGGCAUGU